Messenger RNA from Lindgomyces ingoldianus, 1118 nucleotides. RefSeq lists its product as uncharacterized. NCBI's taxonomy places the organism in Eukaryota, Fungi, Ascomycota, Dothideomycetes, Pleosporales, Lindgomycetaceae. The record is from RefSeq and is a predicted model, not a curated record. The transcript has 4 exons. Gene Ontology annotation, cellular component: vacuolar proton-transporting V-type ATPase complex; fungal-type vacuole membrane. Gene Ontology annotation, biological process: vacuolar acidification. Bases 61 to 846 code for a protein of 261 amino acids. Gene Ontology annotation, molecular function: proton-transporting ATPase activity, rotational mechanism.
CCCUUGCACUGCAGCCGACUAUCCCACCACCACCAGCCCAGCGCCGUCUACGGUCUCCAAAUGUCUGGCAGCGGGGCCCGCGAGGCCGUCUUCCCCACACGCCAGUCACUGGGGCUGAUGAAGAGCAAGCUCAAGGGCGCCCAGACUGGCCACGACUUGCUGAAGAGGAAGAGCGAAGCCUUGACUAAGUAUGCCCCGACUCCUGCCAUUCUCAUCACACGCCGCAUCGAUGAGGCGAAGCGCAAGAUGGGCCGGGUGAUGCAGAUUGCUGCAUUCUCCCUGGCUGAGGUCACAUAUGCCGUGGGCGGCGACAUCGGCUACCAGAUCCAGGAGUCAGCAAAGCAGGCACGCUUCCGCGUCCGCACAAAGCAGGAGAACGUCUCCGGUGUCUUCCUACCCCAGUUCGAGAGUUAUACUACAGAAGGCAACAACGACUUCGGCUUGACAGGCUUGGGCAAAGGUGGUCAACAGGUGCAGAGGUGUAGAGAGACUUAUGCAAGAGCGGUGGAGACAUUGGUGGAACUGGCUAGUCUGCAGACUGCCUUUGUUAUUCUGGAUGAAGUGAUUAAAGUCGUUAACCGAAGAGUCAACGCCAUUGAACAUGUUAUUAUUCCCCGUACCGAGAACACCAUCAAGUACAUCAACUCCGAGCUGGAUGAGUUGGACCGAGAAGAGUUCUACAGGUUGAAGAAAGUGUCGGGAAAGAAACAGAGAGAUGCUGCCGCUGAGGAACAGGGUAGAGAGGCGGCCAAGGCAGCUGCUGCAGAUAAGGAGAAUAGAGAAGGGGACGCUGCCGAUUCCCAAGACCUUCUAGGCGAUAAGGAUAAUGAGGAUGUCAUCUUCUAGCAUUCGACAUACAUUUGCAUCGUCCGGUUAACAAUGCUGCACGGGAGUAUCCUGGAAUUGAGCAGAUCUAUAAAUUUGUCGCCCUAGGUCAGCGAAAGCAUAAGCGGGGAUCAUUUUAAACGUUGCUAGUCAAACGCCGAAUCAUAUCCGUGGCCAUUGACUGAAUCGUAUCUCCUGGGAGGUGCUCGCUGAUCAGAAGGGAUGGGCUCCGUAUCACUACACAAUAAUGGAUUAUAAGUAACCAUGUCCAUACACCUCGAUUUGCUAAGAUA